AUGUUCCCCCUGGCCCAGUUCGGGGUGCUAUCGGCCUUGGCCACCGCGCUCACCUCGGUCCUGUCCGCGCUCCUGCUGCUGGCGCUGACCCGGCAGCUGUGGAGCCUCCGCUGGAGCCUGACCCGGGACAAAGAGAGCAGCCUGCCGCUGCCGAAGGGCUCCAUGGGCUGGCCGCUGGUCGGAGAGACUUUCCACUGGCUGUUCCAGGGUUCAAACUUCCACAUCUCGCGCCGAGAGCGCCAUGGCAACGUGUUUAAAACCCACCUCCUCGGGAAGCCGGUCAUCCGGGUGACGGGUGCAGAAAACAUCCGCAAGAUCCUGCUGGGGGAGCACAGCCUGGUGUGCACCCAGUGGCCCCAGAGCACCCGCAUCAUCCUGGGGCCCAACACGCUGGUCAACUCCAUCGGAGACUUGCACAAGAGGAAGAGGAAGGUCCUGGCCAAAGUGUUUAGCCGGGGGGCUCUGGAGUCCUACCUGCCCCGGCUGCAGGACGUCGUCAAGUCUGAAAUCGCCAAGUGGUGCUCGGAGCCGGGCGCCAUCGACGUGUACAGCGCCGCCAAGUCGCUGACGUUUCGCAUCGCAGUCCGGGUGCUGCUGGGCCUGCAGCUGGAGGAGGAGCGCAUCGUCUACCUGGCGAGGAUCUUCGAGCAGCUCAUGAACAACCUCUUCUCGCUGCCCAUCGACGCUCCGCUCAGCGGGCUGCGCAAGGGGAUCAAAGCCAGAGAAAUCCUGCACGCCAACAUGGAGAAAAUCAUCGAGGAGAAGAUGGAGCGGCAGCAGGCGGACGAGGAAUAUUACGACGCCUUCGACUACAUGCUGUCCAGCGCCAAAGAGCACGGCCAGCAGCUCAGCAUCCAGGAGCUCAAGGAAACGGCGGUAGAGCUGAUCUUUGCCGCUCACUCCACCACAGCCAGCGCCUCCACGUCGCUGGUCCUGCAGCUGCUUCGGCACCCGGCGGUGCUGGAAAGAGCCAGAGCAGAGCUGGAGGCCGAAGACCUCGGCUUCGACUCUCACGGCAGCCCGUCCAGCGCGAACACGGACAAAGAGGAAAGUUCUGCAGACCCGGAGACGACCCGCCUGCUGAACGGAGGCUGUCCGAGGGAUGACGGUGGUUUUCCACUGUCCCGGUCUCAUUUACCGUAUCUGAGCCUGGACAAGCUGAGUCAGCUCCGAUACAUCGACUGUGUGGUCAAAGAGGUGCUUCGCUUCCUGCCGCCGGUCUCUGGCGGUUACCGGACAGCCCUGCAGACGUUCGAACUAGACGGCUACCAGAUCCCCAAAGGCUGGAGUGUAAUGUACAGCAUCCGGGACACCCAUGAGACGGCAGCGGCCUUCCAAAGCCCAGAGAUGUUCGACCCGGAGCGGUUCGGGCCGGACCGGGAGGAGAGCCGGUCGGCCCGGUUCAGCUACGUGCCGUUCGGAGGCGGCGUUCGGAGCUGCGUGGGGAAAGAACUGGCGCAGAUCAUCCUAAAGACUCUCGCCGUGGAGCUGACCGGGACGUGCAAAUGGACCCUGGCUACGGAGAACUUUCCCAAGAUGCAAACGGUGCCGAUCGUGCAUCCGGUUAACGGGCUGCACGUGCAUUUCAGCUACAACUACCCGCUUUAGAUAGUAACACAGACUGACAGACUUUCCAAAAAAAUGAAUACAAACUCACCCAACUGAGCCUUCUCUGCUUCUG
Stegastes partitus (bicolor damselfish) is the source of this 1681-nucleotide messenger RNA. It is a transcript of the gene cyp26c1, whose product is annotated as cytochrome P450, family 26, subfamily C, polypeptide 1. The record is from RefSeq and is a predicted model, not a curated record. NCBI's taxonomy places the organism in Eukaryota, Metazoa, Chordata, Actinopteri, Pomacentridae. The coding region runs from base 1 to 1608 and encodes 535 amino acids. The transcript has 6 exons. Gene Ontology annotation, biological process: sterol metabolic process. Gene Ontology annotation, molecular function: oxidoreductase activity, acting on paired donors, with incorporation or reduction of molecular oxygen; monooxygenase activity; heme binding.